AUGGAGAAGAUGCUCCACGCAGCCCCCGUCCACGCGACCCUGCCGGAGUGCUUCAUCUUCCCGGCCGACAAGCUGCCGCAGGCGAAGGCCACCUCCGGCGCGGUCUCCCUGCCCAUCAUCGACCUGUCCCUGUGCCGCGACGAUGUCCGGCGCGCCAUCCUCGACGCCGGCAAGGAGAUCGGCUUCUUCCAGGCAUGUAUAUAG
Miscanthus lutarioriparius is the source of this 204-nucleotide messenger RNA. Lineage: Eukaryota; Viridiplantae; Streptophyta; Magnoliopsida; Poales; Poaceae. The record is from the annotation of a GenBank genome assembly.